AUGGACAUUCUAGUUCCCUCCUCCUCUUCGCCUUCUGACAUUUCGACAACCCAAAUUUUAUCUUACUGCAUGGAGGCGCAACCUCGAACGGAUGCGAGAUCUUCGCCAACAGUAGCUUCGUCAUCUGAACUAACAGGAGACCAUCUCCAAGAGGAAGAUCUCAACUUAAGGCGACGUACCGCGGCCAGACUCAGCACAGAUUCUGCCACUGAUCCAACUUUACUCGAAAGUCCAGUCGAGCUCGUAUCUCGAGCCCAGACCGCUGAAGAGAUUGUUGAGGUGGUCCCUGCUGCCGUCAGAGUGCCUCGAUCUCAGAGACGGGGACUCUUCGCCCGCGCUACCAUCCUCGCCGAAAUCGAAGACCCUUAUCAGUACUCGUACAAAACAAAAUGGUUUAUCGUCUUCCUCGUGGCUUACGCUGCAGCUGCAGCUCCCAUGGGAAGCGCAGUCGCAACCGAACUUCAUACCACACCCACGGUUGUCAACCUGACAAUCGCAUUGUAUAUGCUUGCUUUGGCCAUCGCUCCUCUGUGGUGGUCGUCCCUCUCAGAGCAGUUUGGUCGGCGCAGUAUUUACCUCAUAUCGUUUAUACUUUUCAUCGUUUUUGCCAUCCUGUCUGCGGAGUCUACAUCAAUUGUUAUGCUUACUGUCAUGCGAGUGCUAAGCGGUGGUGCUGCAGCAGCUGUACAGGCAGUGGGCGCUGGUACUGUCUCCGAUAUCUGGAAGCCAAUAGAAAAAGGUCAGGCGGUGGGUUUCUUCUACCUAGGUCCACUGUGUGGUCCACUCUUUGCUCCAGUUAUAGGUGGUGCAUUGUCGCAGAAAUGGCGUUGGCGGGCACCUAUGUGGUUUCUUGCUAUAUAUGGGGGGACAACCUUCUUGCUUAUUCUGUUAGCUCUUCCAGAGACAUUGAAGAAGACGAAGACCACAGCUGGAGUAGUUGGGGAACAAGAAAGCGGUCCCCUACCAUCAGACUCGCCUCCUUCGGCCUUGAGCCGGACUUCGACACGUGAAGUUGUGCAUAGCCGAGCUACACAAUGCAUUAGAACCCUGCGCAUCUGCUUCGUCGAUCCACUGAAGAGUAUCUUGUACCUGCGGUUUCCUGCCGUUUUUCUCACUGUAUACUACGCAAGCAUCACCUUUGCAGCGCUAUAUGUCCUCAACAUUAGUAUUCAAGCUACCUUUGAGAAACCACCAUACAGCUUUUCAACAUUGGUAAUUGGAUUUCUAUACGUUCCAGCCUCCCUAGGCUACGUCAUCGCAAGCAUAGGGGGAGGCAAGUGGAUGGAUCGCAUCAUGGCUCGAGAAGCUAGAAAGGACGGGAGAUACGACGAAGCAGGGCUCCCAAUCUACCGUCCCGAAGAUCGUAUGCGAGAAAAUGCAUGGCUUGGAGCCAUAGUCUAUCCACUCUCUUUGAUUGUUUACGGCUGGACUGCAGAAAAGGGAACCCACUGGAUAUUUCCCAUGAUCGCUUUAUUUUUCUUUGGCCUUGGCUCCAUGAUUAUCUUCUCUCUAGCAACCACUAUGCUUACUGAAUUUUUGCCCAGAAAGAGCUCUGCCGGGGUUGCCAUCAACGUCCUCUUGAGAAAUUCAUUCUCGGUCGUUGCAACCAUUGUGGCGGCUCCUCUCAUCACGCGCUUCUGUGGUGUGGUCGAUGAAGCACUAUGGACCACGAUGGCGCGUCGCGAUGGACAAAAUGGCCAGCACCUGAAGGGAGGCUCCCAAAGGCGGGCCCGAUACGAGAGUUUGUCAUAUGAUUUGCCUAGAAUGCGCUGA
This is a messenger RNA of Endocarpon pusillum Z07020, 1773 nucleotides long. RefSeq lists its product as uncharacterized. Bases 1 to 1773 code for a protein of 590 amino acids. The transcript is spliced from 6 exons. Gene Ontology annotation, biological process: transmembrane transport; intracellular polyamine homeostasis. Lineage: Eukaryota; Fungi; Ascomycota; Eurotiomycetes; Verrucariales; Verrucariaceae. Gene Ontology annotation, molecular function: polyamine transmembrane transporter activity. The record is from RefSeq and is a predicted model, not a curated record.